Messenger RNA from Medioppia subpectinata, 417 nucleotides. NCBI's taxonomy places the organism in Eukaryota, Metazoa, Arthropoda, Arachnida, Sarcoptiformes, Oppiidae. The record is from the annotation of a GenBank genome assembly.
AAUAAGUUGAUUGAGUUUCAAAACGAUCGCAUCGAAGAACUGGAAGAAGCGCUUCGAGAGAGCGUCAGAAUCACCGCUAAUAAGGAGUACGAGAUGGAGGAGACGGAGGUGGAGAAAUUGAUGGACGACAUGCGAGCGAUGAAUAACGUGACGAACGCCACGUGUACUAACUGUCCGCAGCUGAAGGUCUAUUUGGAUCGCAUUGAGAACCGCUUCAAGAAGUUGCUCAUUGAUCGCAACCAAAGCCUUAAUGAAUUGUUUGAUAUGAAACUGGAGGGCCUGUCGUCGGCCAUCAGCGAGAAAGACGCCCAUUUGGCGCAACUGGAGAUGUGUGGCCUCAGAAACGCCGAAAACGCCAAAGAAGUGGAUAGAGUUCGCCAUCAGAAGAAGAUUCUGGUCGAGAAGUUAAAGUCAGAG